UCUCUCUCUCUCUCUUUCAACCGCAUUCAGAACUGCCAUUUUUUCACAUUGCCGGAAUUUUACAUAUCUCCAUUUUACAGUCACAAUUCUUCCCAGUCAAUUCAUUUCCCUGUCAACUCUGCAGAUCUCAUCAAUGGCGUCAAUUUCUCGAACCCUCGCUCUAGUCCUCUUCUUCUCAAUCCAAUUUUCCGCAUACGCCGCUCUCUCUGCUGAUUCUCCCUCACCUUCCCCUUCUCUUCCUCCCCAACCGCCUCCCAACGAAAUCUCUCCGCCGCCUGCCGCCGCCUCCUCAUCCGCACCCUCGCCUUCCCCCUCAUCCAUCUCCUCCCCUCCGGCGCCACCGCCCUCAGAUCCCGCUCCGAACUCACCUUCUCCUUCUCCUUCUCCUGCGCAGAAGAAGUCUCCAUCACCGGCGCCGAACGUCGCCGGAGACACUAGCAACGAGGAUCAGAUCAGUGCGGGUAAUUUAGAGUCGGAGAAGGAGUCCUCCGGUGGGAUGAGCGGCGGACAGAAGGCCGGCGUAGCAGUCGGAGUUAUCGCUGGAGCGUGCAUAGUAGGCGCCGGCGCGUUGCUGUACAAGAAGCGGCAGCAGAACAUCCAGCGGUCGCAGUAUGGGUACGCCGCCAGGAGGGAGAUUCUGUAGAUUUUUUUUCUCUACCCGUAUAAACUCUCUGUAUCUAUAUCUAUAUAUAUAGUACACGUAUACUCAAAUCAAAGUGCUUGAUUUAUAAUUCAGCAUUAUUCUUCCAUAGAUGUACCUGUGCUUGUACUCGAGUGAUUUUCUUAAUUCUUUGAUGCUUAAUAAAUAAUGAGUUGUUACUUCA
Messenger RNA from Erythranthe guttata (spotted monkey flower), 824 nucleotides. NCBI's taxonomy places the organism in Eukaryota, Viridiplantae, Streptophyta, Magnoliopsida, Lamiales, Phrymaceae. The record is from RefSeq and is a predicted model, not a curated record.